GGCGUCUGCACUGUGGGCAGCGGCCGGGACGCGGGGAGGCGGGAAGCGUGGGCCUUUCCCCGGCGUGCUUCUUAGGAAGUCUGCAUUGGCAGCUCCGGGCACUCCUGGCCACUCACCUGGAAGCUGGAACUUGGCGGCUGUGAGAUAAGAUGAAGACCGUGCUCAUGGUGGCCGAAAAGCCAUCCUUGGCCCAGUCUAUUGCCAAAAUCCUCUCUCGAGGGACCAUGUCUUCACACAAAGGGCUGAACGGGGCCUGCUCUGUCCAUGAGUACACUGGGACCUUCGCCGGCCAGCCCGUCCACUUUAAGAUGACGUCCGUCUGUGGUCAUGUGAUGACCCUAGAUUUCCUGGGAAAGUACAACAAGUGGGACAAAGUGGACCCUGCCGAGCUGUUCAGCCAGGCGCCCACAGAGAAGAAGGAAGCCAACCCCAAGCUGAACAUGGUGAAGUUCCUGCAGGUGGAGGCUCGGGGCUGUGACUACAUUGUGCUGUGGCUGGACUGUGACAAAGAGGGCGAGAACAUCUGCUUUGAGGUGCUGGACGCCGUGCUGCCCGUCAUGAACAAAGCCCACAGCGGGGAGAAGACGGUGUUCCGGGCCCAGUUCAGCUCCAUCACCGACACAGACAUCUGCCAUGCCAUGGCCCACCUGGGCUCGCCCGACCACAAUGAGGCACUCUCGGUGGACGCCCGCCAGGAGCUGGACCUACGCAUUGGCUGUGCCUUCACCAGGUUCCAGACCAAGUACUUCCAGGGCAAGUAUGGCGAUUUGGACAGCUCCCUCAUCUCCUUCGGACCGUGUCAGACCCCCACUCUGGGCUUCUGUGUGGAGAGACAUGAUAAAAUCCAGUCCUUCACUCCAGAGACCUACUGGGUGCUGCAGGCCAAGGUGAAUGCCGACGAGAACCGGACGCUGCUGCUGGACUGGGAUCGGGUGCGCGUCUUCGACAGGGAAAUCGCACAGAUGUUCUUGAACAUGACAAAACUGGAGAAGGAAGCCCAGGUUGAGGCCACCAGUAAGAAGGAGAAGGCCAAGCAGAGGCCUCUGGCCUUGAACACGGUGGAGAUGCUGCGGGUGGCCAGCUCCUCUCUGGGGAUGGGGCCGCAGCAUGCCAUGCAGACCGCCGAGCGCCUCUACACACAGGGCUACAUCAGCUACCCCCGCACAGAGACCACCCACUACCCCGAGAACUUUGACCUGAAGGGACCACUGCGGCAGCAGUCCAACCACCCUUACUGGGCUGACACGGUGAAGCAGCUGUUGGUAGAAGGGAUCAACCGCCCGAGGAAAGGCCAUGAUGCUGGCGACCACCCCCCCAUCACCCCCAUGAAGGCGGCCACGGAAGUAGAACUGGGGGGCGACGCCUGGCGGCUGUACGAGUACAUCACGCGGCACUUCAUCGCCACCGUGAGCUACGACUGCAGGUACUUGCAGAGCACCAUCGCCUUCCGCCUCGGGCCCGAGCACUUCACCUGCUCCGGGAAGACUGUGCUCUCUCCAGGCUUCACAGCGAUAAUGCCCUGGCAGAGCGUGCCCCUGGAGGAGAGCCUGCCCACCUGCCAGUGUGGGGACACCUUCCCCGUGAGCGAGGUGAAGCUGCUGGAGAAGCAGACCAGCCCGCCGGACUACCUGACGGAGGCCGAGCUCAUCACCCUCAUGGAGAAGCAUGGCAUCGGGACGGACGCCAGCAUCCCCGUGCACAUCAACAACAUCUGCCAGCGGAACUACGUCACCGUGGAGAGCGGGCGCCGGCUCAAGCCCACCAACCUGGGCAUCGUCCUCGUGCAUGGCUACUACAAGAUCGACGUGGAGCUGGUGCAGCCCACCAUCCGCAGCGCCGUGGAGAAGCAGCUGAACCUGAUCGCCCAGGGUCGAGCCGACUACCGCCAGGUGCUGGGCCACACGCUAGACGUCUUCAAGAGGAAGUUCCACUACUUCGUCGACUCCAUUGCAGGCAUGGACGAGUUGAUGGAAGUGUCCUUUUCUCCGCUGGCUGCCACGGGCAAGCCCCUCUCUCGCUGCGGGAAGUGCCACCGCUUCAUGAAGUACAUACAGGCCAAGCCGAGCCGGCUGCACUGUUCCCACUGCGAUGAGACCUACACGCUGCCCCCGAACGGCACCAUCAAGCUCUACAAGGAGCUGCGCUGCCCUCUCGACGACUUCGAGCUGGUCCUGUGGUCCUCCGGCUCCAGGGGCAAGAGCUACCCGCUCUGCCCCUACUGCUACAACCACCCGCCCUUCCGGGACAUGAAGAAAGGCAUGGGCUGCAACGAAUGCACGCACCCCACCUGCCAGCACUCGCUGAGCAUGCUGGGCGUGGGCCAGUGUGUGGAGUGCGAGAGCGGCGUGCUGGUUCUGGACCCCACCUCGGGCCCCAAGUGGAAGAUGGCCUGCAACAGGUGCAACGUGGUGGCCCACUGCUUCGAGAACGCCCACCGGGUGCGCGUGGCUGCGGACACCUGCGGCGUCUGCGAGGCCGCCCUGCUCGACGUGGACUUCAACAAGGCCAAGUCCCCCCUGCCGAGUGGCGAGACCCAGCACACAGGCUGCGUCUUCUGUGACCCUGUCUUCCAGGAGCUGGUCGAGCUGAAGCACGCAGCUUCCUGUCACCCCAUGCACCGCGGGGGACCCGGCCGAAGGCAGGGCCGAGGGCGGGGCCGAGGCCGGAGACCCCUGGGGAAGCCUGGUCCCCGGCGGCCUAAGGACAAGAUGUCAGCACUGGCCGCCUACUUUGUCUGAGGGCUCGUGGCCCCACAUGGGACAGCCGCCUGGCCAUGGUGUCCUCCACAAAGAACCCAUUAAAACAUGUCUUUCCAGAGCAAAA
Echinops telfairi (small Madagascar hedgehog) is the source of this 2823-nucleotide messenger RNA. It is a transcript of the gene TOP3B, whose product is annotated as DNA topoisomerase III beta. Bases 150 to 2738 code for a protein of 862 amino acids. Gene Ontology annotation, cellular component: nucleus. Gene Ontology annotation, biological process: DNA topological change. Lineage: Eukaryota; Metazoa; Chordata; Mammalia; Afrosoricida; Tenrecidae. The transcript has 18 exons. Gene Ontology annotation, molecular function: DNA binding; DNA topoisomerase type I (single strand cut, ATP-independent) activity. The record is from RefSeq and is a predicted model, not a curated record.